This is a messenger RNA of Lates calcarifer (barramundi perch), 1673 nucleotides long. It is a transcript of the gene gpr35b, whose product is annotated as G-protein coupled receptor 35 b. The record is from RefSeq and is a predicted model, not a curated record. Gene Ontology annotation, biological process: positive regulation of Rho protein signal transduction; phospholipase C-activating G protein-coupled receptor signaling pathway. The transcript is spliced from 2 exons. Lineage: Eukaryota; Metazoa; Chordata; Actinopteri; Centropomidae. Gene Ontology annotation, molecular function: G protein-coupled receptor activity. The coding region runs from base 103 to 954 and encodes 283 amino acids. Gene Ontology annotation, cellular component: membrane.
AAAAUUUACAAAGUGGCUGGUGUGACAUUUAGAUGCAGGAACAGGUGUCUUUAAAUUAGUUCAGCAAGGUUUACGCACCGGAGUACAGGUCACUAGAUAAGUAUGUGCAACAACAUCACCAAUGCCAACUGCACAGUGGAAAUCAGUCUGGGUCUGGCCUACAGUUCUUUGUUUGUCGUGGGUUUCAUUGUCAACUCUGCAGCUUUGUGGGCCUUCAUUGCACAACGAGCCUCCUGGACGGACACCCACAUCUACAUGUUCAACCUGGUGAUAGCCGAUUCUGCCUUUAUCCUCUUCCUCCCCCUUAGGGCCUAUGAUGCCUUCUUCUGCCUGCCUAAGACUACCUUUUGUACUUUCCUCCUUUACAUACAUUUCAUCAACAUGUAUGCCAGCAUCAUGACCACAACAGCCAUCAGUGUCCACCGCUACCUGGUUAUAAGGUUCCCUCUGCAGGCAAGGUCAUGGAGGAAGAAGAAAGAGGCAGCUUUUGCUGUUUGUUUGGUUAUUUGGAUUCUUCUGGUGACAGUAUGUGUCAUGUUCCGAAAGGAGAACUACCCUGACAAACUCUGGACGUGUUAUGAAAGAUGUAAAGAUCGCCCACUGAAACCACUUGUUAUGGGGAUUAUGGUCUCCCUCGGCUUCACCACUCCACUGGUGGUCAUUGUGUUUUGUUCCAGUCAGAUCAUCUGUAUUCUGUCAAAAGUGGAUAACAUAUCAGAGGAAAAGAAAAGCAUUGUUGAUAUGGUAACAGCAAACAUGGUUGUGUUCAUUGUCUGCUACACACCAAUCAAUGUUGGCUUUCUUGUCAACUACUUCAAUGUUUUACCUUUAAACUGGCAGUUUGAACAAAUACCUGAACAUAUAUAUUUACGUAUAGCUGAAUGGAUCGCUGCCACUAACUGCUGCUUUGAUUCCAUCAGCUAUUAUUUCUUAUUGAAACAGUUUUAUUCAUAGAUCGAUGACAAAAAAAUCCAUUGUGUAUCAUUUUUUUAGACUUUACAAAAUAAAAUAAAUGAUAUUGUUAAAGGGGCACUCCACCGAUUUUGCAAAUGAGGUUCAAAUGCCAUCAAGUUAAUCUCAGAGACUUUCUUUCUGUCACAAACUGGAGAUAUGUGGUUCAAAAAAAGUGGGCAUUUAUACUGUGAAGGUCUGAUGAAAAAUGCAACUGAGUUGAAUUAUGGGAGUUGUAGGAUCCAGUGUUUUUGUAAUUUGAUACAUGCUAAGGACUAAAAUUCAGGAUAUCUCAACCUCUGCUGCUUUUAUUUUGGCCAGUUAAAAAAAAGGUAAUUAUUCCUCCUUUUGUGAGAUGCUCAACUUUAUGGAAGUGCAACACAAACAUGCUGGAGUGCCCCUUUAGAUUAGCAGCAUGCUACAAGUAUCUGGCUGACCGAUGCAAUGAUUAUUAUUGUGUGUAGGCCUUGUAUGAUGCUAAUGUAAAAAUGAAGUUUUCUGCUAGUUCCAUGUAACUCCUCAGCACCCAGUUGGUUGACUGUACAGUUAAUUUGUUAAUGUAGGUAUUUAUUGUUACUUAUGUGAGUAUUUGCAGAAUGUAGAAAUGCCCAUCUGGCUCAGCCUAAAUCAUCAAGUUGCUGUAUGAGCUCUUAGGCUGCUUAAGGAAAGUGCAUGAAUAUAUCUAUGUGUGCUUGGGAUAUAAAUACCUGUUAUCUAACUCA